GCCAAACUCCAGCACCUUUCGGAGCCGGCGCCUUUCAUUUUCGUUUCCCGAAAGAACAGCGAGCAGCGCCCGGGCGGGGAGAGGGCUGGUGGGGAAUUGGGUAGGAGCCCCCGCGCAUCCGGACGAUCCCGGCCCCGCGGUUCCCCCUCUCGCCUCCCCUUGUAAUGCAGGUUGAAGUGGCAGCUAGCUCUUUGACUCCUGUGGCCACAUCAGCUUUGCCCUUGCCCCCCACUUCGGAGACAUCUAUACAGUCGUUCUGUGAUGGACAAAUCUGCACAUUGCCAGGCCGACUCAGAAUCCAACCAUUUCUAUGGAGCAAAGAUGAUGUGAUUCACUGGCUAAGAUGGGCUGAAAAAGAAUAUUCACUCAGGAAAUCUGAUGACAGUAACUUUGAAAUGAAUGGAAAAGCCCUUUGUAUUCUCACCAAGGAAGAUUUCAAAUUUCGGGCUCCUAAUUCAGGAGAUGUGUUGUAUGAAUUACUCCAAUACAUAAAGACCCAGAGAAGAGCCCUUGUGUGUAGCCCUCUCUUUAAUAUUCCCUUUUGGGAUACAGAGCAUAACCUGACCCAGAGCACUGCAGAAGGUCCCAAAUGCAACCUAGAAGAUUUCCCAGCUAAGGGCCCUGCAUUGCCUUCAGAACAUCCAAUCAUCAUCACUAGUCAUGCAGGCUAUUUGGACCCAUCUCAGUCUUCCACCAAGACUCUCUCUACUCCUGGGGUGACACCUCUUGCUUAUUGCAACCUAGAGAUCGGUCACAGGGGAAAUGUUUGCUCUUUUCCUGUAAAAACAUCUGCCCCAAUCAGUGGUAAAAUAGCGGACUGCAGGUUACUUUUGGAUUACAUCUACCAGCUCCUCUCUGACAGCCGGUAUGAAUCAUUUAUCAAAUGGGAAGACAAAGAAACCAGGAUCUUUCGGGUGGUAGAUCCUAAUGGCCUUGCUGGACUCUGGGGAAAUCAGAAGAACCGAAAGAAUAUGACAUAUGAGAAGAUGUCAAGAGCUUUGAGGCAUUACUAUAAACUCAACAUCAUCAAAAAAGAAACUGGACAGAAAUUAUUAUUCAGAUUCCUAAAAAUUCCUGGAGAAAUAAAACAGUAUACCGCCAGUAAAUUGGAGUAGCUGAACAAUGAAGAGCAGAAAGGGGAGGACUGGAAAGUUUUAUCGGAAAUCUCACUGUAGACGUUUGCCAAGUCAUAGUGACAUCAAGAGCUUGUGUUAAUCAAUAGCAAAAUGUUUGAUGUCUCUAUGAAGCCAGAAAGGAAAAAGGCCUUGGAGCAUUGUCCAUCCUGUAAAUGAAAUGCAAAGAACGAAUCCACUGGACUUCUGCUGUCAAACUGAAUAGAAACAUUUGUACAAAACAGAAAGUCCUUAUGUUCAAAAAACAGUCCUCAAAUCAGUUCUAGUUCCUCUGCCAAUCACAGUGGUGUAGAGUUUCUUAGCUAUUCUCAAAGAUACCCUCCUCCCAUAUAAAAAUAUGUCAUGGGAAAUUAAGCAGUUUUUCAACACUAAAAAACAACAACAACAAAAA
This is a messenger RNA of Candoia aspera, 1524 nucleotides long. RefSeq names its product ETS variant transcription factor 7 (gene ETV7). Gene Ontology annotation, cellular component: nucleus. NCBI's taxonomy places the organism in Eukaryota, Metazoa, Chordata, Lepidosauria, Squamata, Candoiidae. The coding region runs from base 165 to 1115 and encodes 316 amino acids. Gene Ontology annotation, molecular function: sequence-specific DNA binding; DNA-binding transcription factor activity, RNA polymerase II-specific. The transcript has 8 exons. The record is from RefSeq and is a predicted model, not a curated record. Gene Ontology annotation, biological process: regulation of transcription by RNA polymerase II; cell differentiation.